AGCACACUCGCAGACUUUGACAAGAAUAUUCCUGACAGCAUCCUGCCCAAAGGUGCACAUCAAAAGAAAGAGGCUGUUGAGUCGAUCCCGUGUCCAGUAUGUGGAUCCCGUGACUUGCAGCUUGUCCUGGACCUUGGGAAGCAACCAUUUGCGAAUGCAUUCGACAAAGAGAAGUCGGCGGCCUUGCUCUCACCCCGCUUCCCGCUGCAGUUGGUACGCUGCCGAAGAUGCCAGCACUACCACCUGUCCCAUGUCGCCAGCCGUUCUGACCUCUUUGAGCACUACCUGUAUAGAUCAGGGACCAGUGUCACUCUGAAACAGCACUUUGACUGGUUGGCCCAGAAAGUGUACCGGGAGAGCGGCGGAUUGAAAAGAGGCUCCAUCUUGGAAUUGGCGUGUAAUGAUGGUACACAGCUGGACUCGUUCAGAGAGCUGGGCUGGAAGACCUAUGGUGUGGACCCGGCAGUCAACAUCGCUGCCUUGGCACAGCGCAAGAACCACACAGUGCGAGUGGGGUUCUGGCCGUUGGAUUUCCCGGAGCUUCCACGAGGUGAUGAUUUGACUGCCAUCACGGCUCAGAACGUGUUUGCGCAUGUGCCCAAACCUGUCGACUUUCUCAAGGCAUGUGCUGCGGUCAUGGGUCCAAAGACAAAGUUGUACAUCCAAACGUCGCAGUGCAACAUGCAGCAGCUGGGCGAAUUCGACACGAUCUACCACGAGCACAUCUCCUUUUUCACGGGGCACUCAUUCUACAAGGCAGCAGUUCUUGCUGGACUGCAGGUCGCCAAGUUCGAGACUGCGCCUAUCCAUGGAACAUCAUGCCUUGUGACGCUUGAGCUGGGUGGCAGUGGGAAGAUAUCCACCACUUUGAGAGAGCGCUUGGAGCUGGAGAAGCAGGAUGGUGUGACCAGCGAAUUCUUCGCAGAGACCUACAAAGCCAAGGCGAUGGCAAUUCGCGAUUGGGUCUUCAGAGAAAUCUCGGCUUUCCGCUCCAAGGGUUACAUGGUGGGUGCUUAUGGUGCUGCGGCCAAAGGCAUGACGCUGCUGCAUUUCAUUCUUGGAACCAAUGCCACUGCUUCUCAGGGUUCUUUCUUGGAUUUCGUCCUAGAUGAUGCCCCUUUGAAACAGAAUACCUACUGCCCCGGGACGUCCAUUCCUGUUCGACCGACGCAGAGCCUCCCGCAGCUCGAAGAUGGGCGGCCGAUAGCCAUUCUCGUGUUGGCCUGGAACUUUUUCGAUGAAAUUGCUGACAAGCUACGAAAAUCAGGAACCAAACAAGAGGUGGUGGCGCUGGUGCCUUUCCCGGAACCCAGUGUGCAUCGUUUGGGCGUCCGUGCUGAUGAGCAGCAGCACCUUCGCAGCUUGUUUCACCACCCAACGCCGAUCCCCAACCCUAUGCGCAACGCCUCGCGACGGAACACGGCGAUGGUAACCCACUUCCGCAACGAGGAGCUGCUACUGCCUUUUUUCAUCAUCCACCAUGCCCCCAUGUUCGAUCAGGUCAUCGCAAUAGAUUACAACAGCACGGACAGGAGCGUUGACCUAUUCAAGGAUUAUGCGCCAUCAUCUUGGAAGAUCGUUCCUUCGGAGACAGGCGAAGUGUUUGAUUCUCGAAAGUGCGACGCGCAAGUCAUGUUCUGGGAAAAGCAAGUGACGGAAGACUGGGUUGUCGCUCUGACAACUACGGAGUUCCUAGUUUACCCCGGGUUGAGACUGGAUCUACAUGAGAAACAAGAUCGGUUCCCUCUUCCCUCCAUCAUGCAUAUUCCGAACCUGGCCAUGACGGGUGAUGAUCGAAGACCACUUCUGUACUUUCAGCCUUUGCUCCGGCAGCGGCACGUUUUCAUGGAAAGAUUGAAUGCCAUUGGACAAUACAGCCGCUUCAUGCAUUGGGGAACGUCAAGCACCCACCGGUACGACAUUGGUCGGCAUGUCUACAUUGACGACAGGCAAAACAAGACGACAGGGGUUGACUACAUUGACAGUGGAGAUGCCUAUAUUGCAAAGUGGUACGUGACUCCAUGGCCAGAGCAAAUUGCCAGAAAGGUCGAAGUGGGCAGAACUAUUCCGGAACGCGACAAACAAGCAAACCUCGGAUAUCAACAUAUACGGGCAUUUGAACAAGGUGCCAAGGAGGUCAUUCGAAUCCACGAUGAUCUCAUGAGACAUGCGCAAGUUGACCUUUGUGACGACAAGAGAACCCAGGACGCGUCUAUAGCCAAGGUUCGACGUACAUUCUUUGCAGAGGUUGGGGGAGGCUGCUUCCAAAGUGAGGCUGGCCAAUACCUUGCUUGA
This is a messenger RNA of Symbiodinium pilosum, 2295 nucleotides long. The record is from the annotation of a GenBank genome assembly. NCBI's taxonomy places the organism in Eukaryota, Dinophyceae, Suessiales, Symbiodiniaceae.